Staurois parvus is the source of this 395-nucleotide messenger RNA. Lineage: Eukaryota; Metazoa; Chordata; Amphibia; Anura; Ranidae. The record is from the annotation of a GenBank genome assembly.
UUGAUUGUAUACACCUGUGUCCAUGGGGGGGAUUGGAGCACCUGAAUCACAUGAUAUGGAGGGGAUUGGAACACCUAAGUCACAUGAUAUGGAGGGGAUUGGAACACCUGAAUCACAUAAUAUGGAGGGGAUUGGAACACCUGAAUCACAUGAUAUGGAGGGGAUUGGAACACCUGAAUCACAUGAUUAGGAGGGGAUUGGAACACCUGAAUCACAUGAUUGGGAGGGGAUUGGAACACCUGAAUCACAUGAUAUGGAGGGGAUUGGAACACCUGAAUCACAUGAUUGGGAGGGGAUUAGAACACCUGCAUCAAAUGAUUGGGAGGGGAUUGGAACACCUGAAUCACAUGAUUGAGGGGGCGGGACAUACUUAUGCAAAUAUAGUGUACAUUGCA